Molecule: messenger RNA, 6444 nt
Organism: Rana temporaria (common frog)
Lineage: Eukaryota; Metazoa; Chordata; Amphibia; Anura; Ranidae
Gene: RECQL5
Product: RecQ like helicase 5
Exons: 22
Coding region: 332-3448 (1038 amino acids)
Biological process (GO): double-strand break repair via homologous recombination
Cellular component (GO): cytoplasm; chromosome
Molecular function (GO): four-way junction helicase activity; ATP binding; 3'-5' DNA helicase activity
Source: RefSeq, a predicted model, not a curated record
UGCAUGGGGUCGAGACUUUUUUUUACGACACCUGUUCUGCCUUCGUCAUCAGUGUGCGCCGCGCCGGCGGAAGUUUUCGGGGAGAUGAUACACGUCUGUACAGUUGGUGUUCUCCGGGGGGACAAGCUGACUGUCCAUAGCAGAGUAACACGCUGAUGAACCAUGAGAUUAGGCCAUUUGAUACAUUCCGCUGGAGCUUGUGAAAAACAAGAGACUUACUAGCUAGAUCACCAGAUGAAAAGAGAAGAAAGAAAACUUAAAAAAAGAAACUGAUACAGCAAUCAUUAAUUGGCAGAAUUGGAGGAUUAGAUGCCUUUUUCUUCUCUAAAAGAUGAGUGCAGAGUGUUCCUCAUCAUCAGCACGACCGAAGUGCAGAGUACAGUCUGCCCUGAAGAAGAUUUUUGGAUUUGACUCUUUUCGGUCUGAUCUGCAGGAGAAUGCAACUCGUACAGUGGUUAGAGGUGACAAAGAUGUGUUCGUGUGCAUGCCAACUGGAGCCGGCAAGUCUCUCUGUUAUCAGCUUCCUGCUGUUCUUUCAGUGGGAAUUACUAUUGUUAUUUCUCCACUCAUUGCGCUGAUUCAGGAUCAAAUAGACCACCUUGAAGCCCUGAAGAUUCAAGCCUGCUCCCUCAACUCCAAACUGCCCGCUGCAGAACGCAGACAAAUCAUGCAAGAUCUGGAGUGUGAGAGCCCCAAAACCAAGCUUCUGUAUAUCACCCCUGAAAUGGCCGCUGCCUCAUCUUUUCAGCCCACCCUGAACAUGCUGCUUUCUCGGGGCCUCCUGUCCUAUCUCAUCAUAGAUGAAGCCCAUUGUGUCUCUGAAUGGGGCCAUGAUUUUCGUCCUGAUUACCAGCGUUUGGGGUCCUUGAGAGCUCGCUUGCGGCAAACACCCUGUGUUGCUCUCACUGCCACAGCCACCAAGCAAGUACAAGAUGACAUUAUAUCAUCGCUGAAGCUGCGCCAACCAAUUGCAAUGUUCAAAACACCUUGCUUUCGAUUCAAUCUUUUCUAUGAUGUUCAGCUGAAGGAGCUUUUGUCAGAUCCUUAUGGGAGCCUCAAGGAUUUUUGUUUAAAAGCUCUAGGAGAGAAGAAACCUACAGGGGGUUUCUCCGGCUGUGGAAUAGUGUACUGCCGAACCAGAGACUCUUGUGAGGAAGUGGCAAUACAAUUAACUCAGCGAGGCGUCCCCUCCAAGGCCUAUCAUGCUGGUCUCAAAGCAGGAGACAGAGCGAGUGUCCAGAAUGAGUGGAUGGAUGAGGUUGUUCCAGUGAUAGUGGCCACCAUCAGCUUUGGAAUGGGAGUGGAUAAAGCCAAUGUCAGGUUUGUCGCUCACUGGAACGUUGCCAAGUCAUUGGCUGGCUACUACCAAGAAUCAGGACGGGCUGGCCGAGAUGGCAAGCAAUCUUUUUGCCGCGUCUACUACUCACGUACUGACAGGGACCAAGUCAGCUUUCUCAUCAAAAAGGAUAUCGCUAAAGCUCAGGCGAAAAGGAAAGAUACCAAAUCAUCAGACAAAGCUGCAAUGGUUGGAUUUGAGACAAUGGUGAAUUACUGCGAGGAGCAGGGGUGCCGCCAUGCUACCAUUGCAUCAUAUUUUGGUGACACGAAGCCUCAGUGUAACAAGUGCUGUGACUGUUGUAAAACCCCUCAACUGGUGAAGAAACAGACUGAACACUUACAGACCCUGCUCCUAGGGAGAAGCAGAACUUCUAUUGAGCAACCUGGAGCUCGGCCUGGACCAUUUGGCUAUAACUCAGAUCUUUAUGAAGGCGGCAGGAAGGGGUAUGGGUUUGAAAGAUUUGAUGAGGAUGAGGAUUCUGAUGGAGGACAGGAGGAUACAACUGACAGGAAGAAGAAAUGGAACAGUUUCUUUCAGAAACAGAUGAAGCUAAGGAAGAGCAAAGAGCUGGAAGAAUUCAUUCCUCCAAGUGAGGAUUCUCCACUUAGAGAUGGGGCUAAUACUAAAAUUCCUAAACUCACAGUUAAGGCUAGGGAGCAUUGCCUUAAGAUGCUGGAAGAAGCACUGAGCAAAAAUGCCCAAAUGACUGACAGCCAGUAUAGGAUUGAUGCAGCUUCAUCUGCUGUGGACCUAGAAUAUGAGGUUUUUCAAAACAGCAAAGUGUCAAACGUCUAUAAAGCAGCAGUGCUGAAAAAGGUGAAUGAGAUUAAUAAGGCUUCUAAGGAUGGUGAGGUGUAUGCUGUGCUUGGUGAACCUUCGAGAAAAACCGAGAAAACAGAAGAUCCACCCGAAGAUGGAUUUGUAGCUGCCGCUCAGUUUAAACGAAAGAGAGUGGGUGCACCUUCUUUAUUUCAGACUGCAUCUAGUUUUCUGCAAAACACAACAGCAGAACCGCCACAGACUAAUCAUGGCUCCAUAGAAGAGUCAGAACCCAGCAAUUCGAAUUCACUCCUGGCAAACCGUGCAGGUAGCAGUAAAAAUGUAAACAGCCCAAGCAAAAAGCCCUAUCUUAGUAAGAAGAAACAGGAGCUGGUCUCUGCAGCAGCCAAAGACUCGCAAAACAUUGCCAAGUUUUUUUCUUCUCCGGUUAAACCUAAGGUCUCAAAAAGUGACAGCCCCACUGUAUGUGAAAGCACUUCUACCAAUCAAAACUCUGACUCUUUUAUUACCUCAGAUGUCUUGAAAGAGGAGCAGAGUAGUGAUAAAGAAAUUGUCAGACGUUUACCAGCUACAGACAAUUCAGAAAACACAACUGUCCAGAUGCCGAGAAGAAAUAUUCUGUUUGAGAACUAUAAAACUGAACAGUCGCUGGAGACAAAAGACCAGUCUAGCACUUUAUUUGUACAUCAUUCAGACAGUAUGGAUGUUUCCGAUCAUCUCCAAGAUAUGCAUAUCUCUAAAACAAGCACUGAGGAUACCUUGACUCUGUGCCCAUCACAAAACCAGAAACUAUCUACUGAUUCUUCAUGUCAUGGGAGAUUAAAGGAGUCUGUGAAUUCCAAUAAAUAUCAAAACCGUUCUGGCCAACAUGAGUUAGAGAAGAAGGCAUCAGGAGAGGAGGAGUCUGACGAGCCUACCAGAAAGAGGCCAAGAAUAGAAGACAAAUCCAGCUCCAUUUUGUCCCAUCAAGUAAAAAGCAACUUUGGCAAAAAGAAAGUGACUUUCGACCCAAAUCUCUCUCGUGAAGACAAGGAAGGCACUGCUAAAAUAUUGCAGCCACCUGGGAAUAAGGUGGUGACUCUUAAAGAGACUGCUGACAUUGUGGUGAAAUAUUUGACCCCAUUUUUCCGGGAUGGGAAGUUUGCUUCCAAGGACCUGUUUAAAGGAUGCGCAAGGCAGCUAUCUCACCACUUGGCUGGGGAUAACAAGAAACCUCUGCGGAAAAAUGUGAAAGAAGACGCUCAGAAGCUGAUCAAGGCAUUUUUUAAGAACCGGCCAAAGUGUGAGAGUGAGACGGAUUGGCAGGAGAUGCUGCAAGCUGCCACCUAAUGCCAGUACUGAAGAGCUGCCACCAUGUACAUGACUUAUCUAUGCACUAACAAGAGCGCUCAGUGGAGCACACAGCUACCUCAUACCACCUGUUGUACUAUUCAUCAGUCUGUGUGUGUCCCGCCUGUUCUCUGCUGUCCUACCCAUUACAUUGGAAUGGUUUAUGUCGGAUUUAGACCAGUCUUUUUUUUGUUCCUUUCUGUGCUGCGCUUCCUAUAAACUUCUCGUCAGUACAGCACCAAAUAGUGAUGUUGAGGUAAUAGAGGGGACAGAAUCAUCACUGUGUACAUUUUUGUGGUCUGUUCUUCCUUGGCUAAAUUAUGAAUUCUUUUUAUGUUUAGGGAACCCAUGCAAACACCACAUUGAUGUUUCCUAUAGAGGUGAAACCAAAGUUAUAGCAUGGACUGCUGCUUAUAGAUGUCAAUAGUCGACUCUUUUUCAGAUACUGCUACUGUGGUGCCAUCUUGUGGAUAAUGAUGGCACAACUACUAUCUUGUCAUACUACUGUAUCACUGAACAAACAAGAGUGACUUGGUUGUGCUGCUAUUGCUUUUUCAUGCUGAUUCUAGGAACAGUAGAAUUAUUUGCUGUUAAAGUGUAUGGAGGUAUAACAAUACAAGUGCUGGAGAGUAAACGUCAUAGGGUGCCAGGCUGCACUUGUUUUGUUAGAAUAAGGCUUCUCACUGGGCUGGCUAAGUAGUAAUACAAAUACUGACUUUCUGAAAGGUCAGGCACAUUCCUCUUGUGACAGUUCUUUGCCUGGUUACUAGAUCUCAUAUAAGAUUGAACUUAAUGUCAUUUCAAAGGUCAUUUUCAAUUCUUUCACUAAAAUUAAUCCUGGUGAUCAUGCCAUGAAGAUUACCCAGAUUUCUUAUAAGAAAUCUGGGUAGUCAAUUCAACACACAAUGAUACAGGUAUUUAUAUAGCACUGACAAUUUCCACAACACUUUGUACAUUCAAAUCAGCGCCUGCUACAAUCUAAGGUCCCUAACUCACAUGUGUACAUAUACUAGGGCCAGUAUAGACAUGAGAAAAUUGACCAACCAGUAUUUAUUUGGAGUGUGGGGGGGGGGGGACCCCAUGCAGGCACAGGAGAACAUGCAAACUCCAUGCAGGUAGUGUCCUGGUUGAGGUUUAAACCAGUGACCCUGGUGCUGUAAGACAGCAGUGCUAACCCCUAAGCCACUGUGCUGCAUGUAAUGUUGUCAUGUUCCACUGUUUUUACCAUCAGGAAUCUCGUUCUGAAAACUGCCAUGCAGAAAGUGACUGCAACAAGGCUACAGGAGAUGAACGCUACUGAGAUAAAACAGUUUUUCAUUUUUUUUUUUAAACAUGACAAUUGUUUGACAUGUAAACAAAAGUAGAAAACGCGGUGGCAAAAAAAUAGUAAAGCCGCAAGCAAAAACAGUCAGACAUGCUGUGCAAUAGGACUUGGGGACAAGAUAUGCAGUACUAAUAGUAAUUACACUAGGUAAUCAAGUAUAUAAAAGUGAAAGUUCAAAAAAGUCCAAAAAGUAGUAUGUGCAAUUGUGACAGUGGUUCCGGUCACAGGCAGAUCACAUUCCACCACCAAUACAAGAUGGACUCUUACCUAUAUUCAUGGACACCAUUACGGAGUCAGAUGCGCAUAAUACAGUGUGUCCACAUGUGCCAAAAUUCCAAACCUCCAGGAAUCACAAAUGAUCCAAGGAUCUCCCAGUAAAAUCACAUAUAAUUCAGGUACAUCUCAGUAGAUGUGAUGGAAUAAGGUGUCACCAUGAAAAGCUUACAUAGUAUAAAACCGCAAAAGAGCUUUUAUUGAUGCAAAAAGGGUGAUUAAAAAAUACUCCCAUAAUUUAUAAUACAAUCAGCACAGUCUUUAAAUCCAAGGCUCCCAAAACCAUACAUAAGAAAGGUCAUUUACAGAGCAGGGGAAGUGUGGUGACGACACGUAUGUUCGCUCCGCCAUACACGUUUCAUCAUAACUGACGCCAUCGGGAUCAUAUUUGAAUACCUAUUGUAAUCACUAUUAGCGCUGCAUAUCUUGUCUCUAAUUGGUUAACAUGUAAUGCUUUAGAAAUCUAAAUGCCUACUUUAAGAAGUCUCCAGCAGCACAGGGAGAAGGAGUAUUCUGACAAAACCGUUACAUUCUGUCAGCUAUGACGCAUAUUCUGCAGCACUUACCUUAAUAUUUUUUCAUCGUACAGGUUUAUUUUAUAUUCAGACUUUAAUUAAAAGUACAUAUCCCCCUUCCCUCUCGUUCCUUGCACAUCAUUUUUUUUUAUUUCUUAUUGAAAAACAUUCAUCCAGAUGGUGCGCAAUUGUCCUCUGUCCUCAUCCUGUCGUCUCUCCAGCGACAUCCUGUGGAUGAAGUAGAGUGGUGCAACCAUGUCACACAGCAGUGACGUACAUGUGUUGUCAGUACUGGAAGAUUGGGGAAGAUGUGCUAAUGGCUACACAUUGCAGAGAAGUUCAAGUGGUGGAGCCAUACCUUUCUGUAAGUCGAUUUCCAGUGUUCAGCUAGAAAGUGUGGCAGCAGCUACUGGACUCUGCAGACUUUCUGUAGGAUACAGAAAGUCAAUAUUACAGCGAAAGCUGUGUUUUUUUUUAUUUUUAACAGGAGUCAGUAAAUUUAAAUUGUGAAGCUGGAGUAGAGCUUUUAUUUCCAUACCCAUUUUUGUUUUUAACAGGAAAAAAAUUUGCUUAUGUUUAGGGGUUCAAUGGGAAAAAAAAUAAAGUUUGCACAUUAGUAAUAAAACAAAGACGGACACUUGUAUUGCUCGAAUAGGAAGGCUUGCAGGGAUUAUGUCUUCAUUGCUGCUUGUGCAUAUUCAAUAUGAAUGUGGUGCUUUUUUAAUAGCCAUAGGUAUUUGACAUUACUGUUAUUUAUCUGACGCUGGAAGAGGUUGGAAUUGCCUUAAAUUUCAUGUGUUGUUUCACCAAGCCAUACAUAAACCUUCGACUACAAGAAAACGCGUGUAAUCACUUACCUUCAUAAAGCAAUUUUUAUUCUUUAA